AGAUCUUGUCGUUAUCCGGGCAUCCGGAUUUCCUUCAAUUUCAGCUUUCUCUCUCUCUCUCGUUUUGUGCUUCAAUUUUGCAUUCAAAGUCAAAUCACGAGCCGCUGUACAGUGACAAUAACUCAACUCUUUUGCAGCUUUAAAUUGCAGAUGGGAAAGGUAGUCAGUUCCAUACGCGGAGAACGAUCGCCAUCGCCACUGCUCAAUCUCCGCCGCUCCCUUCCAUUUUCAUUUCCCGUCGAGAUAAGCCAAUCUCUGACACAACCCCUUUUUCCGGUUUCUUCUAAUUUAAUUUCCUCCCUAAACUAUUUAACAAAUUCCCCAAUUUUAAAUUCUUGGGCUGCUGCAUUUGCCCCUUCCCACAUGUGGAGGAGUAUAUUCUUCCCCCACCAAGCAGAAGCAUCCGCUCGUUUUUCUGGAUCCGCGGGCGAGAUUUUAGGGAUGGGUCUGUGAAGAAUCGGACAUGGUUUUCUUUACUUCUUUGUCUUCUGCUGAGUACUGCGUCCGUACCCUUUGAAAUUCGGAUGGGUCUUUUUUGGGAAAGGUUCGUUUGUUUCAUAGAGAAGAAGUAAGUUGGAAACUGCACUGUAAGUGUUUGAUAAAAGUCCUGAGUGAAGAGAUAUGGGUUCUGGUAAUGGGUUUUACUCGACUUGCGAAUUCAAUUUGGAUGCCAAAUGGCUGAUCGAUCCCAAGCAUCUUUUUGUUGGCCCGAAGAUUGGGGAAGGUGCUCAUGCCAAGGUGUAUGAGGGAAAGUACAAAAACCAGAUUGUGGCUAUCAAAAUGGUGGGUAGAGGAGAUACCCCUGAGAGGAUGGCCAAGAGAGAAGCUCGGUUUGCCAGAGAGGUAGCAAUGUUGUCCAGAGUGCAACACAAGAACUUAGUGAAGUUUAUUGGCGCUUGCAAGGAACCUAUGAUGGUUAUAGUGACUGAAUUACUCACAGGUGGCACAUUGCGCAAAUACCUCUUGAAUUUGAGGCCAAGUAGCCUGGAACUUCACGUGGCGAUCGGGUUUGCGCUCGAUAUUGCUCGUGCAAUGGAGUGUUUACACUCCCAUGGAAUAAUUCACCGUGACCUUAAACCAGAGAACUUGAUAUUGACUGCAGACCAUAAAACUGUUAAGCUUGCUGACUUUGGUUUGGCAAGAGAAGAGUCAGUAACAGAGAUGAUGACUGCAGAAACAGGAACAUAUAGGUGGAUGGCUCCAGAGCUCUAUAGCACAGUAACUCUAAAACAUGGAGAUAAAAAGCAUUAUAAUCAUAAGGUUGAUGCCUACAGCUUCGCCAUUGUAUUGUGGGAACUCAUCCUUAAUAGGUUGCCUUUCGAAGGCAUGUCGAAUUUACAGGCAGCCUACGCAGCUGCUUUUAAGAACAUGAGGCCAAGUGCUGAAAAUCUUCCAGAGGAUUUAGCUUUAAUAGUGACAUCAUGCUGGAGAGAAGAUCCAAAUACAAGGCCAAACUUCAGCCAGAUCAUACAGAUGCUCCUACAGUCUCUCUCCCGAAUAUCGCCACGAGCACCCGUUAUCCCAACUCGGAUAUGUGCUUCAGAAAACGUUGUGAUGCCACCAGAAUCGCCUGGUACAAACUCCUUGAUGGCUGUCAGGCAUGGCUCGGAGGAACCCUCGCACAGCAUGAUCGAAGAAACCCCGAGAAGCUCCUUCUUCUGCUUUAACAAGUGUUACUGAUCCAAUAAUAUUUGUAGUUGUAUGAGAAUACCCAAUAAGCCAAACCAUGAAGUGUAACAGAAUUUGAGAUUGUUCUCAACUUAGAAGUUUGAGAAUCUCAGGUUUGUUCAACAGAUAUGUAGGAUCAUGAGAGAAGAUGGCACUCAUCUGUACAACUGGCAUGAAAUGUUCAUGAUUUCUGUUGGGAAUUAGAUGGUGGAAAAAAAUUAGCGAUCAUAAUGGUUGUAAACAAAGGGCUAAAUUACCAAAAAUACCCUUGUUUGA
Messenger RNA from Momordica charantia (bitter melon), 1944 nucleotides. RefSeq names its product serine/threonine-protein kinase STY13. Lineage: Eukaryota; Viridiplantae; Streptophyta; Magnoliopsida; Cucurbitales; Cucurbitaceae. Gene Ontology annotation, biological process: protein phosphorylation. Gene Ontology annotation, molecular function: protein serine/threonine kinase activity; ATP binding. The record is from RefSeq and is a predicted model, not a curated record.